AUGUCUAAACCAUUAAUAUCCGCUGUUUUGGCUCUUUGGCGUGAUAUCGCGAUUGAAGGAUUGGACGACUUAUGGAAAGUAGCAAACUCUGAAGCUGAUUUCGACGCGACGCGUAAAGGAAAAGCAAAAGAAGUCUUGGAUAAUUGGAAGCUUAAUCUGAACAGUGAUGAACUCUUUGUUCGACGCUUAAGUGCAAGCUGGGAUCAUAUUUCUCUUGUGAUGAACUCUUUGUUCGACGCUAGCGCAAGCUGGGACUCUUUGUCUAAUAAGGAUGAGCUCUUAUUAACUAUUUAUGUUUCCCAAGAUAUGGUCAGCACAAACCAAAAUUGUGAAUCGAUCAAGAUCAGAAAUCUUAAUAAACACCAUCGAGAUGUCGAUAAUGAAGAACAGUUAAUAUCAAAUGAGUUUUCAAUUCAACCUAAAAAAGUGAAAUUGGAUAAUCCAAUCCUUGAUGCAGUCGAAUCCUCUUCUAGCAAUAAUUAUAAUAAUUCCGAGCAAGAAGUCAUACCAUCACUCACUUUGAAAAGAUUUGAAGAAGAGUAUUUGAAAAUGAUAUCCGAUCAUAUGUGGACACUAAAGAGUGGGCGUAAAGUGGAAGUGAUUAUAUAUGAAUUUGCACGAAAGUUGACAUGUGAAUCUUAUUUACACUCGUUCAUUAUUAAUGAAAGCGAUAUGCGCACAAGAUCACUGUUCUCCGAAGAUGAAUGGAAAGAAAUCACCACGUCAGAAGCUAAGGAUAGACGAGAACUUGAAAAUUCUCUUAAGGAAUUGUUAAAAAAGUACAUAGUUAAUAAUAUCGAAAGAGAAUUGAUACGAGAUGAAUGUUUGGAGCCACCUUAUCGAUCCAUUUUUUACAAUUUAAACAUUGAUUUAAUUCAUAGUGAGGGAAUGACAGGAAAAAUCGAAAAUGUGAUGGGAUUUAGAUUACAUGAAGAUUCUCUAGAAUUCGGGGCUAUAGAAGCGGGGCGAAAGUGGGAAAGUGGUACAAAAUUUGUAGAGAUGCUUCAGAGUUCAAAUAGAAUGCAGGUUAUCACUGCUGACCUUCCUAAGAGAUAUGUCGUUCGUGUUCAACGUGGAAAAGUCUGUGAAGUCGCUGGCUGCUUAACAAAAUCUAAACCACUUGCACUAGUUUUAAAAGAAAUCUUUUAUGUAAAAUAUACUAUAUUGCAAACAUUGGAUAUUGUAAAUCACAAGGAUGAUGUUAAUGUUGAAAACUUUCUUGAUGACUCUAAAGAUGGAAAAAAUUAA
This is a messenger RNA of Diversispora eburnea, 1248 nucleotides long. NCBI's taxonomy places the organism in Eukaryota, Fungi, Glomeromycota, Glomeromycetes, Diversisporales, Diversisporaceae. The record is from the annotation of a GenBank genome assembly.